AUGGAUCUGCGCCCACUGUUUGCGCUGAGUGUUUGCUCCCGAACAACGGUAUCCAGCACUAAGGCAGCACGUUUGUCGUUGAAAAUGAAGCUGUUGGAAGAGCAACAAGCGAUGGAGAAACGUCAUCUCGUCGAGAAGUAUGCAAUCCUGGAAGCGGAGCAGAACGAAAUGGAUGAGAGGGCUAGCAACCGAAGCAGGGUCAGCAGAAGGACGAGCCUAGAAAGGGUAAAGCAGUGGAAGCAGCAAUGCACUGUGGGUGAAGGCGCAUAUGGUCUUCCGCCGGUGGGUAAAUCGGCAGACUUUACAGCAGCCUCUCUGAAUCAGAACUCACGCAUCCCGAAGGACUCGGAGCGAAGCAAUUCGUACCAGCACGCUACAGCUAACAUCAAUAUGCCUACUUCGGAAAAGCCAGCUACAGAUACAACAGUGCAGCAAGGCAGACAACACCAUGGGUUCGGUUUCUACAAACCACCGUUGAAUUCAACAGUAAAACCAUUCAACCUUCAGAGUCUUUCUAAGCGGGAACAGCAGCAGUACACCGGCGCGUUCCCCAAAUCAACUUUGGUACAACAAGAGGUAGUCAACACAAGAGGUAAUGUCGAACCCCAAGUGCCCCCCGUUGCACGUGAAGGUAAGCCACUUUGUGAUCCAAUUAUUAAUCCACCUGUACCAUCAAAAUUCGAACACUCCCUCCAACAAAUUAUCAAACAAUUUGGAACGAUGGCAUCAACGGCCACGAUUCCGUCGUUGGGAGUGAAUGUGCUUCCAAUCGAAACAAAACCCGUUCCGUUGUCCGGAACGAAUGUUGGCUUACAGCCACCGGCAAAUCCAAUUAUUCAUGGAUUCGUUCCCCCACCCGCGGGUACGCCGAUUUCUGGCCCGUCGCUAAUAAACCCGGUGCUAUCUAUCGGAACAGUUCCCCCUCCGCUGGGACUACCGAUUAUUGAUCAAUUUACUCCCUCCCCCUCGCAGUUAUCCGCGCGUCAAGUGAUGCCCCGCGAUCUACCUACGUUUUCGGGCAACCCAGCUGACUGGCCAAUAUUCAUUAGCACCUUCAUGAAUAGCUCGUUAGCGUGUGGAUAUAAUAGCGCCGAAAAUCUCGCGCGUCUUCAACGUUGUCUGAAAGGACCCGCGUAUGAAUCUGUCAAAAGUAGAUUGUUGCUUCCUGAAUCAGUGCCGCAUGUAAUUGAUACCCUUCGUUUGUUGUAUGGACGACCUGAAUUGUUAAUCAGUGCUCUACUACAGAAAGUGCGCAGUGUUCCGGCGCCGAAAGCGGAAAGAUUGGAGACAGUCAUCGACUUCGGUAUAGCUGUGCGUAGUCUCUGUGAUCACCUGGAAGCCGCUGGACAACAAGAGCACCUAUCCAAUCCCACGUUGCUGAUGGAGUUAGUGGGGAAACUGCCUGCGCACACUAAGAUGCAAUGGGCGGAUCAUAUACAGCAGCAUGCGGUUGUCAACCUUAAAGUGUUCGGGGACUUCAUGCUCAGGGUCGUCACUGCCGUUAGCAGAGUAACAAUGUACGUUGGCGAGGACGGCGGCUAUCAGCAGAAGCCUAGGCAGAAGGGAGCUGUGAAUACCUACACGAGCGAAGCGGAGUCAUUUCAGGAAACAAUGCGCGAGAAGGAACGGGUGUGUGCGUGCUGCAAGAAACCAGGGCACCGAGUAUCGGCGUGCUCUGCGUUUAAAGCGUAUACCGUAGAUAACCGGUGGAAGUUUGCGCAAAAUAACGGGCUGUGUCGGAGCUGCCUUAAUGCGCAUGGAAGGAGAAGCUGUAGAAACGCAACACGGUGUGUGAUCGAAGGAUGUCAGUAUCGUCAUCAUCCGCUCCUGCAUUCUGAUCGAGUUAGUUCCAUUAGUCGUCCUACCCAAGGAUCGUCUACAGUACAGAAUCACACGCAUCGGCAAAGCAAGCAGGCUCUUCUAUUCCGUAUUAUACCAGUCGCCAUCUCAGGACCGCGAGCUACCAUCGAAACUUUCGCUUUUCUGGAUGAUGGCUCGGAUCUAUCGCUGAUCGAGAACGACCUAGUAGAGCAACUAGGAAUCGACGGUAGGACAACACCUUUGUGUCUGAAGUGGACAGGGAACGUCACCCGUGUCGAAUCGGAUUCGAAACAAGUUCGAAUUACGAUCACAGGAGCUAACAGCGCAAAACAAUUCACUAUUGAUGAUAUCCGUACUGUAAAGGAGCUUACUUUGCCGGAACAGAGUUUAGAUUACGGUGAACUGGCGCAACGUUAUCGUUAUCUCCAAGGUUUACCGAUUGUCAGUUACGCAAAUGCUGUUCCCCGUCUGUUGAUAGGCGUUAACAACGUGAACCUCACUGUCCCGCUGCAAGUGAAGGAAGGCAAGAAGAGCGAUCCUGUUGCAGUGAAAACCAGACUAGGAUGGUGCAUCUUCGGCGGUACUGGUAAGGAGGGCACGCAUUCACUGAAUUACCAUGCCUGUGAGUGCACCAGCGACCAGGACUUACAUAUUGCUGUGAAGGAAUAUUUUUCAAUGGAAGAUGCAGGAAUGAAGCCGUCGAUAGUACUGGAAUCCGACGAGGACAAGCGAGCUAGGAGCAUCAUGGAGCAGUCGACGAGACGAGUAGGUGACCAGUUCGAAACAGGUCUACUGUGGCGGUACGACGACAUCGAACUUCCGGAUAGCUACAAUAUGGCAUUCAAGAGGUUUGAGUGUCUGGAGCGCAAGAUGAUGAGAGAUCCAGAGCUGGCUGCAAAUCUGAAGAACCAGAUAGCGGAGUACCAGCAGAAAGGAUAUGCGCAUUGUGCUACGAAGGCAGAAUUAGAACGAGCAGACCCAAAACGCGCGUGGUACCUGCCGCUAGGAGCAGUGACAAAUCCCCGGAAGCCAGGUAAAGUUCUACUGAUAUGGGACGCAGCAGCAAAGGUGGAUGGAAUAUCUCUGAACUCUAUGCUGCUUAAAGGACCGGAUCAACUUACAUCGCUUCCAGCAGUUCUGUCGCGGUUCCGGCAAUAUAAAGUAGGAGUGUCUGCAGAUAUACGAGAAAUGUUCCACCAGCUGUUGAUCCGCGAGCCGGACCGUCAUUCUCAACGUUUCUUAUUCUGGAAUGACCCAACAAAACCGGUGGAAACCUACAUUAUGGAUGUGGCAACAUUUGGAUCUACGUGUUCACCGGCGUCAGCGCAGUAUGUUAAAAAUAAAAACGCGGAAGAAUUCUCGGACCGUUUCCCACGAGCAGUAGAGGGAAUUCUGAAAAGCCACUAUGUGGAUGAUUAUCUCGAUAGCUUCGAGAAUGACGAAAAAGCCGAGCGAGUGUCGCGGGAAAUUGCAACUAUACACCAGAGAGGAGGAUUUCAUCUUAGGACCUGGGUAUCGAACAGUGCUGGAGUUCUUCGUGGACUGAAGGAGGCGUCCGCCAACCCUAGCAAAAGCCUAUGCUUGAACGCAGCGGACAGAGGCGAUCGCGCGUUGGGCAUGCUCUGGCAGACUUCAGAGGAUGAGUUGCUGUUCUCGAUGGAAAUUAAAGAGGAGAUACAACUGGUGAUAGAUAACGGUAAGCGGCCAACAAAACGUCAGAUGUUAAAAUGCCUAAUGGGCGUAUUCGAUCCACUGGGAUUGCUGAGUGUGUCUCUCGUUCAUGGAAAGAUUCUCCUUCAGGAUGUAUGGCGAGCAGGAUUGCAGUGGGACGAACAGGUAACUGAAGAAAUAUUCGAUCGUUGGGUCAGGUGGACCGGUCUGUUCCCUAAAAUCAGAGGCCUGCGGAUCCCACGGUGCUACUUCAAGGAAGCGAAUGUGCAGGUGUAUGAUCAUCUUCAAUUGCACGUUUUCGUCGAUGCAAGUGAAGUCGCUUUCUCCGCCGUAGCGUACUUCAGAGUGACCAACACGGAAGGCAAAGCAGAGUGCUAG
Topomyia yanbarensis is the source of this 3870-nucleotide messenger RNA. RefSeq lists its product as uncharacterized. The transcript has a single exon. NCBI's taxonomy places the organism in Eukaryota, Metazoa, Arthropoda, Insecta, Diptera, Culicidae. The record is from RefSeq and is a predicted model, not a curated record. The coding region runs from base 1 to 3870 and encodes 1289 amino acids.